UAGUUCGUAGACGUUUUUCAUCAAUUGUUUAGUUUACACUCGAUUCUCAACUAAAUCACUAGUCUUCAAUAAAAAGAAGAAGAAGAAAAAGAGAAGAAUAGAAAAUAAAUUUAGAACAAUCAUUCAAAAACAAAAAUGGGUAAAGAAGAUCCAGAGACGACUGCCCUGAAAAAAGAACUCGAGGAUUUAAUCAGCAAGUGCCAGGAGGAUCAAAAGAAGCAACAAGACACAACAUUGGAAGAAGCGUGCGGAAGUGUUGGUGAUGCUCCAAAAGUGAAAAUGACAACGAAAAAAAUGCUGAAGGGACACAUCAAUAAAGUGAAUUCGGUUCAUUACAGUGGCGAUAGUAGACAUUGCGUGACAGGAUCAUUGGAUGGAAAAUUAAUAAUUUGGGACUCCUGGACGGGAAAUAAGGUACAAGUAAUUCCCUUACGUUCAGCGUGGGUGAUGUCCGUUGCAUUUUCACCAUCGGGAAAUUUUGUCGCUUGCGGAGGAAUGGACAACAUGUGCACCGUUUACGAUGUAAAUAAUCGCGAUUCCACUGGUUCAGCGAAAAUGGUGCGCGAAUUACUUGGCUAUGAGGGAUUUCUUUCAUCCUGUCGAUUUCUCGACGAUCAAAAAUUAAUCACCGGCUCCGGCGACAUGAAAGUAUGCAUAUGGGACUUGGAGGCGAAUAAAAAGACGACAGAUUUUAGUGCUCACGCUGGAGACGUUUGCACCAUGAGUUUGGGUCCUGAUUUUAGCACCUACGUGACUGGUUCGGUGGACAGAACAUGUAAACUCUGGGACAUGAGAGAAGAAAACGCGAAACAGACUUUCUUUGGACACGAGUCGGACGUUAAUUCAGUUUGUUAUCAUCCAUCGAGUUAUGGUUUCGCAACAGCCUCCGAGGACAAAACGGCCCGAUUAUGGGAUUUUCGAUCGGAUCAACAGCUAGCGACAUUCAAGCCACCGAAUUCAAAUCCAGGAUUCACAUCGUGUGCACUUUCUCUAAGCGGUAGAUUUAUUUUCUGCGGCAGUGAUGACAAUUCAAUUCACAUCUGGGAUACACUGAAAAAACAACAUAACGGUAUACUUUCUGGUCAUGAAAAUCGAGUGACAUCAAUUUGCAUGUCACCCAAUGGAAUGGCACUUGCAAGCUGCUCCUGGGAUCAACAUGUUAGAAUCUGGGUCUAGGACAAAUUAUUCCACCUAUAAUAUCUUGACGAACAAAACAAUUACGUGUUAUCAAUUUAUUGUACUUUGAGAAAUAAAAAAAAUAAGAAUUGUAUGAUUUAUACUUAGUCUGCAUUGUCAUUCCAUUUUCGAAAACAAAAAUAUA
Messenger RNA from Leptopilina heterotoma, 1321 nucleotides. It is a transcript of the gene Gbeta76C, whose product is annotated as guanine nucleotide-binding protein subunit beta-2. The record is from RefSeq and is a predicted model, not a curated record. Gene Ontology annotation, biological process: G protein-coupled receptor signaling pathway. The coding region runs from base 136 to 1176 and encodes 346 amino acids. Gene Ontology annotation, cellular component: heterotrimeric G-protein complex; cytoplasm. Gene Ontology annotation, molecular function: signaling receptor complex adaptor activity; protein binding. NCBI's taxonomy places the organism in Eukaryota, Metazoa, Arthropoda, Insecta, Hymenoptera, Figitidae. The transcript is spliced from 6 exons.